Messenger RNA from Scomber japonicus (chub mackerel), 2651 nucleotides. It is a transcript of the gene rasa3, whose product is annotated as RAS p21 protein activator 3. The coding region runs from base 119 to 2626 and encodes 835 amino acids. The transcript is spliced from 24 exons. The record is from RefSeq and is a predicted model, not a curated record. NCBI's taxonomy places the organism in Eukaryota, Metazoa, Chordata, Actinopteri, Scombriformes, Scombridae. Gene Ontology annotation, molecular function: GTPase activator activity. Gene Ontology annotation, biological process: negative regulation of Ras protein signal transduction; regulation of GTPase activity; intracellular signal transduction.
CGGAGAGCAUAGAUGUGCAAAACCCCUGGAAUAUCCGUGCGCUGGAGAGGCCAGAACCGACCACCGUGGAGGACUGUCUUUAUUUAGCUGUCACAAGGGAAAGAGCCACGGUGAAAGCAUGGCGGUAGAAGAGGAAGGUCUACGGGUUUUCCAGAGCGUUAAAAUAAAAAUAGGAGAAGCAAAAAACAUCCCUCCAUACCCGGGGCCAAACAGGAUGAGGGACUGUUACUGCACCGUCAACCUGGACCAAGAAGAGGUCUUUAGGACCAAGAUUGUCGAGAAGUCACUUUGUCCAUUUUACGGAGAAGACUUCUACUGCGAGAUCCCACGUAGCUUCAGACAUCUCUCCUUCUACAUCUUUGACAGGGACGUCUUCAGGAGGGACUCUAGUAUCGGCAAAGUUGCAGUGAAGAAAGAGGACCUGCAGAAAUAUCACGGCAAAGACACCUGGUUCCAGCUACAACCUGUCAGUGCUGACUCAGAGGUGCAGGGAAAAGUGCACCUGGAGCUGCGUCUGAGUGAAGUCAUCACAGACAGCGGAGCCGUCAACCACAAACUAGCCACACGAGUGUUGGAGUGCCAAGGUCUUCCGAUUGUCAACGGCCAAUGUGAUCCCUAUGCUGCCGUCUCCCUACUAGGGCCUUCCAGGUCAGAAGCCAAGAAGACAAAGGUGAAGAGGAAAACCAACAAUCCACAGUUUGACGAGGUUUUCUAUUUUGAGGUGACGCGACCAUUAAGCCACACAAAGCGGCAGUUUGAUGUCGAAGAAGAGGAUGUUGACAAACUGGCACUGAGAGUGGAUCUGUGGAACGCCAGCAAUCUGAAGUUCGGGGACGAGUUCUUGGGCGGAGUGCGGGUUCCUCUCAGGGCCCUGGGUCAAUCUGGAGUCCACGAUGCAUGGUACUUUCUCCAGCCCAGGGAGAACGGAGGGAAGUCAGUGAAGGUAGAAGAGCUCGGCUCUCUGCGUCUGAACAUCGUUUACACUGAGGACCACGUUUUCCCCUCCGAACACUACACCAACCUCCGCGGCCUACUGCUGUCCUCUGCGAAUGUGGAGGUGUGCCCCGUGUCUUCAUCCGCAGCUCAUAUUCUAGGGGAGGUGUGUCGAGAGAAGCAAGAAGCCGCCAUUCCCCUCGUGCGUCUCUUUCUUCACGACGGCAAGAUUGUGCCUUUCAUCAGCGCCAUCGCUCACGCUGAAGUCAACCGUACACAGGAUCCUAACACAAUUUUCCGGGGAAAUUCGCUGACUUCCAAGUGCAUUGAUGAGACCAUGAAACUGGCAGGAAUGCACUAUCUGCAAGUCACACUCAAGCCAAUCAUAGAUGAGAUCUGCACAGAACACAAACCCUGUGAAAUCGACCCGGUCAAGCUCAAAGAGUCGGAGAACCUGGAGACGAACAGGGAAAACCUCCGUCAGUAUGUCGACCGCAUCUUCAACGUUAUCACCACAUCUGGUGUGCGUUGCCCCACUGUCAUGUGUGAUAUCUUCUUCUCUCUGAGAGAGUCUGCUGCCACUCGUUUCCAAGUGGACCAAGAUGUACGAUACACAGCAGUGAGCAGUUUCAUCUUCUUGCGGUUCUUUGCUCCGGCCAUCCUUUCCCCCAACUUGUUCCAUUUACGGCCGCACCAUCCAGAUCCCGCCACCUCACGAACCCUUACCCUCAUCUCCAAGACGAUCCAGACACUGGGAAGUCUUGCCAAGUCAAAAUCUGCCAAUUUCAAAGAGUCCUACAUGGCUGCUUUUUACGACUACUUCAAUGAGCAGAAGUAUGCGGAUGCUGUGAAGAAUUUCCUGGACCUGAUCUCCACCUCUGGCAAGUGGGAUCAGAAGAGUAUUGAAACACCAAUCAUGCUCAAAGAAGGAUUCAUGAUAAAGAGAGCACAAGGGAGAAACCGGUUUGGAAUGAAGAACUUCAAGAAAAGAUGGUUUCGCCUCACCAACCAUGAGUUUACCUAUCACAAAACGAAAGGUGAGGGAGCUCUGUGCAGCAUUCCAAUAGAGAACAUUCUGGCUGUGGAAAGGCUGGAGGAGGAGUCUUUCAAGAUGAAAAAUAUGUUCCAGGUCAUUCAGCCAGAGAGGGCUCUCUACAUUCAGGCCAACAACUGUGUGGAGGCGCGAGACUGGAUUGACAUCUUGACCAAAGUCAGCCAGUGCAACCGCAAGCGCCUGAGCACCUACCAUCCUUCAGCCUACCUCAACGGCCACUGGCUCUGCUGCAAGCUCUCAGCAGACACAGCGCCUGGAUGCUCGCCCUGCACUGGCUGUCUCCCAGCCAACAUCCAGCUGGACGUAGACGGAGACAGAGAGACUGAGAGGAUCUAUUCCCUGUUCAGCACAUACAUGACCAAACUGAUCAAAAUGCAAGAGGCCUGUGGCAGUAAGUCUGUGUAUGACGGGCCUGAGCAGGAGGAGUACUCCACCUUUGUCAUCGAUGACCCCCAGGAGACAUACAAAACCUUGAAGCUGAUUGUUUCAGCUGUGCAGACUUUGGAGCAGCAGCACACCAAGUACAGACGAGACAAGUUCAAGAAGACAAAGCUAGGCAGCCAGGAGCAUCCGAUUGGAGACAAGAGUUUUCAGUGCUACAUCCGCCAGCAAUCUGAGAGCUCCACUUACUCUAUCUAGCCAUGGCUCUGUAGACUGUUUCUUU